Messenger RNA from Syngnathus typhle (broad-nosed pipefish), 3839 nucleotides. Its product is annotated as APC membrane recruitment protein 1-like. Gene Ontology annotation, molecular function: phosphatidylinositol-4,5-bisphosphate binding; beta-catenin binding. NCBI's taxonomy places the organism in Eukaryota, Metazoa, Chordata, Actinopteri, Syngnathiformes, Syngnathidae. The transcript is spliced from 2 exons. The record is from RefSeq and is a predicted model, not a curated record. Gene Ontology annotation, biological process: regulation of canonical Wnt signaling pathway. Gene Ontology annotation, cellular component: plasma membrane. The coding region runs from base 487 to 3033 and encodes 848 amino acids.
AUGCGCCGUAAGGACUACGCGAAGUGUUGUGCAGCCUUUGGCAUCUUUGCAGAACGUCUCAUGUGAAAUCAGCACGCAAUAGCCUGAUUAAUCCCAACAACGACACCCCUGUUUAUUUGCACGAUAUUUCUCCCAGUUUGCUGGAUUGCCGUCACCUACCGUGAGACACCGUGCGGUCACGAACUGUGGAAUUUACACACUGGUGACGGAUUGUAGCCUGUUAGCAAGCAGCAGUUGCUAGCGAAAGCAACAAACCGUGCAAGCUUGCAAUCUCGGCAGAAAACGAACGCUUGAUGCGAGGAAUUAAAAUAAAGUUAGUGAUGCCAGAGAUGUUGCGUUGGGGUACGUGAUUGGGGGAGAUUUGGGCUGCAGCUGGACUCCUGAUGGAUAGAUGAAGAAGCAACAAGAGUGAACCACACUGCUGUUUGUCAACAAUCAGCUGAAACAACAUCCACAAAAAGUCAUGAUUUUGUAAACAAGCUAGCCAUGGCUUCUCGUGACGCUGACAAGCUCCCAAGUGACACCGGGGACUUGGAGAGCAUUUCGGGAUCACUCUCUAAGUGCGGCCCUCCUGACAUUACAGAGGAGCAUCUUCCAGAAAAAACAACUUUGACAGUGAAAGCUCAAAAAUCGGGGAAAUUUAGGACUGCGCUUUCAUUCUUUGGAGUUCGCAAAAGCAUGUGUCUCUUACCAAGCUUUUUUGGCGGGAGGAGUAAAAACCAGAGCAAGAAGGGAAUUUACAAAAGCAAAACUCAUGAUGGGCUAAGCCAAAUAACUCAUAAUGACGGCCUGAGAGGUGACUCCGCCUCCACUGGCGAUUUCGAGUACUGUAGUAGUGACUGUCCUGAAGCUCUUCAUGGCAAUGAAUGUUGUUUCCCCAGUGAACAGAAAUCGCAGUCGCUCACUAGACAGAAACGGGGUUUUAAAAGUUUUUUGAGUAGUUUCAAACAUCACAAAAACCAUCGAAACGAUAGUUUGGUUAAAACGGAGAUGACUGCAAUGUCUCCUCCUCAGUCUCUUGUCCAGAACAACCCCGAUGUCACACAGUGCCUGGAAUCUGAACCGGAUGUGCCUGAUUUUGCAAAUAUGAUGUGUGCUACUUCACUGGCACCUGAAUGUAAUGACACACAAGUCGUAAUUCUAGAGAAAAGCUCCGACCAAGAAAGUGCUACAAUCGAGUGUGAUAAUCAGUCGUGCGUUGAUCAAAUCGAUGAAAUCAAUUUGAUGGCUGUGGUUACCAGCGAAUACAAGGAAAAUGCUAGCGAGCCUCGUCUGUCACUUGAGAUGAUGCCCGAUCCGACGUUGAAGUCCGAAACACCCGCUGGCUCAUCCGAUCAACUCAACCUGAUUUACAGUGAGGUCGCCUCACUUAAGAGCUUCGAUUCACUCACCGGUUGCGGAGACAUCAUUGCGGAUCAAGAAGUUGACAGCAUCACAGAUGCCACAGUUUCCGGAGAAAGAAAUAGAAACGGAGGGAAGCGGACCUCCUGCUUUCUCACCUACCAAGGUGGUGGUGAAGAAAUGGCCUCCCCUGAAGAUUUAGACGAACAGUGUGAUUUCUGGGAAACGAAUGCAUCCGAGGAACUUCACUGUCCUUACAACCAGGACAGCAUGACUCCGACUGCUAGCACGCUGUCCUCGCACAAUAUGGACUUAGCGGACAGUAACAGCGCACAGCAAGCUAGCAGCAUCAACACUUCAGCUGAUGUGUUGACACCUCAAAGUGAGCAUCAAGAGUCAGUUCCUAAUAGUGAUGAGGGCUACUACGAUUCAACUACCCCAGGUCCAGAUGAAGGACAGGACCGGACAGAUCGACUAAGGCAGACUAACAAAUUACCCAGGGACAGUUACAGCGGGGAUGCCCUCUAUGAACUGUUUGCGACUGAUGAGAGUCUCAUCAGUCCGCACAAUGAAAGUAAAGCUAGACUGCCGACUUCCGUAAAUGUCGACUGUGAGACGAGGUACUUGUCAAUGACAUCGGACCCAGAUUCGAAAAUGUCCAAAGAGCACCAUCCAGAGGAAAACAAAGCGGACAGUUGCCAAACUGUUUGUUUCUCCCAAGCGCUGGUAGACUACGAGAAAAGCUCUCAGAUGUUGUGCGAAUUGCACAACGCAAGCGUGGAUGUCUUGGAGACGAGCAGCGCCUUCACCCCAAACAUGGAGGCCUUACCUACCAUCGUCACGUUCGAUGUGGUGGACGCGCAUAACGAGGGGGAAUAUGAGGAGCAGAUUCACAUGGAACUGGAGGAGGACAUUUCAUCACCCUAUCAGGACUUUGAAGACAGCUACCUCCAAAAAGAUGCUUUUGCCGACUAUCAAAUGUUAGAUCUGUACGAGCAGAGUCUGAUCAGCAGCACGUGGGCCAUCGCCAGUCUCCCACGGCACCUUGGCCUUACAAGACUAAGCCAGUCCAUGUCUAAUCCCUUGUCCCUAGACAGGAGGAGUCGGUCUCUGGACACGGAAAGCCUUCAGUUGCAGAUGCCCGCCACGUACAGAGAGAGCAGAGCUGCUAACCUUUCCCGUCCUCAAUCCGAAAGAGAUCCAGAGAGUGAUCCUCUGGCUUAUUAUAAAAAGAAGGGACUCGCGACAGAGGUUCGAGACGGCGCUACGUCCUUACCAUGGCAAAGCCGCUCAGAAAUGGCUUUAAGCCUUUCUUUGCGCCAUGACGACGGAACACAAACAGUUGAGAAACAGAACAUGUUUUCGGAUUCAUUCAGCAGGGGCUUACCCGACAGCGAAGGCCACCUUCACUCUGACGGGCCAAUGCCCGACGAUGUAACGUCACAAGACGCAGAGCUUUACAAUCGGCCGUGCCACCUGCCCUUGCAAACGUAUUGUUUACCUCAUAGCACCUUCGGUUAUUCAGGAAUCGAUACAUCGCGCGGCGCCGGUGAGGAUCCGUUACGCAAAGCCGCUGCUGAUUUGCACUCGUACAUGCAGUUUAGUCAAAGCAGACAAACGGCGGCCAGUAGGGAAAGAAUAGCUCAUUCGGGAAGUGCUGUGCCAACGGAAGACCCGCCCGCAACAAAAUGACCCUGAAAUUCUCAAUAAUAAUGUGCCAUCAAUUGCUGUGUUAUUUUAGUGAUGACUACUUACUUGAACAAUUCAUUUGAAACGUGCCGCACAAAAAAAAGAAAUCAAACAGUCAUGUUGAAUUGAGAAAGCCAAAUUGUUAACGGUUUCAUUGUAGGAAUGAAUGCUGGCGUUUUGGAAUCACCAAGCAUGUUUUACAAAAACAAUCUCACGUAUAUCCAGGUUUCAUCUGUUACUCUGAAGGCUUCUCAUCAGCCUGGUUUGCAUUUAACACCAGUUGCCUCUUAAAUUGUUUACUUGAUUCUAUCGUGUGGGUUUUUUUUUUUGUCAUCUCAUUUAGGGGUGAAGAGGCUUUUAGUCGUUUUAAUUUUGUCAUUUGGGUGGAGAGUACCGAAGGUUAGUUUAGAUUGUGUUGCAAAAGCAAAGAUGAAGUCAUAGUUCUUGCACAUUAGUGUAGAUAGUAAGGUGGGAUGAAGCUGGGUUAUUUGUGUUAACACAAGUGGAAUACUGCUUGACUGCCUGUGUGGUCCAAAAAGCAAAUUUAUGCAAACAAUUGCAUUAGAAUCAAGGAAUGUGGUUUGAAUAGAAAGCCCUGCCUCACGUUCAUAUCAUUCUUUUCCCUAUGCUUCUUUGGUUAGAUGACAUGAACAAAUGUCAUGGAAUGUUUUGUAUUUAUAUUCUCAGCUGUUUGUACCUUGUAAGAAAAUGUUGUCAAAACUUGUCUUCUGUCUUAUCUGUUACUUUGAAACAAAAUGUUUUGUCAACGUGAACACUGCCUUAAAAUAAAUAAACAAACAAAAAAAGCA